This is a messenger RNA of Filobasidium floriforme, 1553 nucleotides long. RefSeq lists its product as uncharacterized. The transcript has 8 exons. The record is from RefSeq and is a predicted model, not a curated record. NCBI's taxonomy places the organism in Eukaryota, Fungi, Basidiomycota, Tremellomycetes, Filobasidiales, Filobasidiaceae. The coding region runs from base 51 to 1490 and encodes 479 amino acids.
ACGGGUUUAAAGCACUAAAGCUAGCUACAAGACCCUGACUCUAGCUUCUCAUGGUCAUAGUACGAUCCGCUUUCGUCAAUGGCGGGGCCAUCAUCCCUAUUCGCUGGUCUAGCGACGCCAGACGGGCGCAGCAGCAGUUGUCAAGAACGUACUCGACGCAGAAACCGGGGCGUCCUAGUCCGUCGCCGAAAGUUCGUGCGAGGGCCUUCAGAGUAUACCCGAAACCAGCAGAGAAAAUCAUGUAUGAGAAAGCUCUGGAAGCUACUCAUUCUAGAAAAUCGAGCCUUUUGCGAUGGGCAAGCGAGAAGAUAGGUGGUGACUACGACAAUGAGCUAAAUAAGCGAGGCUAUGCUGGAAAAAGUCUCGAGAGGGUGCAUUUCAAGGCCUACUACUGGCCAGUCUGGAAAUUCUCUUGUUUCGCAGAGACUAGAGGAGACAACAACGAGACCAGCAUAAAAGCGAUCAUUGAUAUGCCAGAUCAUGUCAUUCCAGGCAGCCAUGUUUCACCUCUCUCUUUGCUACCAUUCGGAAACGCACCUUUCGAAGCCCAAUAUGUCAAGCCCUAUGAUCCUAAAAUCCACCUUACUCCGAAUGUCCAUCCGGAUCUUCGAAUGCCUAUAAGCACUAUUCCGUUCUCAAUUUCGCCGUUUGACGUGAUGGAAUUGGCAAGAAACUCGGCACCACCUAGAGUGAGGUUAAUGACCCAGUAUCGGGGUGGGAACGAGUUUUGGAUCAGCGCCAAGCAUGAUAUCAGAGAGGUUAUCGUAGCCGCAUACCCCGUGUACCACCCCAUUUAUGUGGCUGAGUAUGAUUUCGUCCUCCGCGAUGAUCUGCCUACCCGACGUAUAGCUGUAGCUAUGGACGGAUAUAAAGCACAUGGGAGCUCUACCCAUGAAGUCAAGGUAUUUAUACCUAACGUUCAUGACGAUUCGUGGAAAAGUACAAAUCGAGGAUACUGGGCAAAUCGGGAUGACGACCGGACCGAUCUCAACGAUUUAGGGGCGGACGCUUUCUUCCAAGGAUUUCACGAAGAGACCUUGUCCAUCUGGCUCAACCCGCCAGCGAGACCACGCACGCCGCCCACAAAAGGUCAAGAUAAGCGGACCAUCACUCUUGCGCCGCCUGCUUCCCCAUUGGAAUCAAUCAAGGUGCAUGAAUCAUCUAUACCUUGGGAUGAUGUGCGGAUACAAGAAUAUGGCAGUUCGGAUUUCUUGGCGAACCGGGCGUGGGUACGCUUGAACGCUGAGAAAUUCGGCGUAGACAUUGCUGUCAACCGCUACAAAGGUGAAGCUAUUGAGAAAGCCAUCAAGACAAAGAACAAGAACGUCAUGAAAGAGUUGGACCAAGACCCAUUUUACGCCUUCCUGACCGGAAAGGCUGACGAAAUGAAAGAACGCUGGCAAAGAGGAAAGCCGGACUGGUUGAAGAAACCAGGAAGUCUCGGCAAGAGGAGGAUCAAGCCCGAUCCUUCGGGACGAUUCUUGCAAUAAGGGAGACAUGUAGUUGUUACGAAUAUACACCAUUCCAUACUGCAUUACAAUAUCUUUGUACAA